Molecule: messenger RNA, 406 nt
Organism: Racocetra fulgida
Lineage: Eukaryota; Fungi; Glomeromycota; Glomeromycetes; Diversisporales; Gigasporaceae
Source: the annotation of a GenBank genome assembly
AAUUAUAAAUGGCGAAGUGCUCUGGAUGCUUUUAAGCGUGCUGCUGCUGCGUAUAAAAAGAAACAUAAGAAAUUGCCAGUUCUUGUAUUUGAUAACAUAAGCAUUCUCAAUAUAAGUCAUCCAGAAAUUAUUGAUAUUCUUCAAGAAAAUGCUAAAAGAAGUGCUGAUAUGUUAGAAUACACUAUAGUAUUUAUCACUAGCGAAGGAUCGGUCCUGAAUAGGAUGAGAGGUAAUCCAAUAGUGGAAAUCGGAGAUGUUACUGAAGGUGAAGCUAUAGAUUUUCUAGUUAAUAGACACAAAGUAUGUAAUGAUGCAGAAGCAAAAAAGUUAUAUGAAUUUAUUGGAGGACGUAUUUUGGAGCUGCAUUAUGCAGCUGAAGAUAUUCAUAAAAAAUUAUCCUUUGAAG